AGCCAGUUUGGCUCAAGCAAGUCCUGCGCUCUCGAUCUGUGAAUCGCGAUCCCGACAUCGUCCCUGAUGGCAGGUUCCCCACUGAGCUUCACUGAAAGGGCCAAGGUUGAGAUUAACGAGAUGAGCGUCGUGGUGACUGCAAUGCAACAGAAACUCCCGAACCACCGCUACGUGGACUCGCUGUGCCAAGACAUCUGCGACGUGCUUCUGGAGUGCGCGAAGCUGGACUCCCUGCUGCUAGCAAACCCAGACCCCAUCGGCAAUGACAAGAUGAUAUUGCAGAUCAGGUUUGACAACCUUUGCAAGUUGUUCGAGGAGGUCAAGACGCGCUGCGACCAGGUUGUCCAACCUAACCCGACAAAGGUGCCAAAACGCUCCCCGUCGUCACCCCUGAGCCCUGUGCCCGAGCCAUCGCAGCCAGGAGCGCCGAUCGAGACUGCCGAGGAGCCGACGGAGAACCAGAACGGCAACGAAGCCAGCCAGCUCUGCGACAGCCAGUUGGAGAGCCAGUUCUGCGACAGCCAGUUCGAGGACAGCCUCCCUUGAGGGGUUCUGUGAAUGACCCGUGCAACUCAACGUCUGAUUUUAUCUGAACGAGUUUGAAAGCGCGACCGUCUUAAGUCGACGCCGCCGUCACUGCUGAUUGGGUCACGGGAUCCAUCGGCGAGCGAUCUGGACAGUCGGCUCGAAAGAGAUCUAGAGCGUCCCCACUUCAGAAAACACCAGAGCCUAUCGUCAUCGUCGUCGUCGUCGUCAUCAGCGUCGUCAUCGUCUUGUUGCCGAGGAGGCUCUUCUUAACCCCCUUGCCCAUGUUUGCUCAACGGC
Molecule: messenger RNA, 825 nt
Organism: Prorocentrum cordatum
Lineage: Eukaryota; Dinophyceae; Prorocentrales; Prorocentraceae
Source: the annotation of a GenBank genome assembly